AUGACGGUGGAGGGGGGGGUCCCCCCGGGGCUACGAGAGGAGGCGCUGCAGCUCCUGCACAAACACUGGGGCCGAGACUGCUUGGUGCUCAUGUCGACGGGCAGCGGCAAGUCCCUGUGCUUCUGCCUUCCUCCCCUGCUGGCUGGCGGUCACGGCCCCGGCGUGGCCCUCGUGGUCAGCCCGCUGAUCGCUCUGAUGGAGGACCAGGUGCAGGGCCUGCGUGCGCGGGGUGUCCCUGCCGCCGCCCUUUCCUCCUCGCUCCCCACCCAGCAGCGGCGCGACCUGCUCGCCGACCUACAGGCGCCGCGGCCCGAGACGCGAGUCCUGUUCGUGACCCCGGAGUACCUGGCCACCGCGCCGGCGGACGCGCUGCUGGGCGGGCUUGCGGCCGCGGGGAAGCUGACCCUGUUUGCGGUGGACGAGGCCCACUGCAUCAGCUCCUGGGGCCACGACUUCCGGGCCAGCUACAGGAAGCUGGGCUCCCUCAGGUCCCGCUUUCCAGAGGUGCCCAUCAUGGCCCUGACCGCCACGGCCACCGCCAGGGUCCAGGACGACAUUGUCUCCCAGCUCAGGCUUCGUGACCCGGUCAGGCUGGCCUCCUCCUUCGACCGGCCAAACAUACACUACUCCGUCGUGUACCUGGACAUGGCCGCCUCAACACCGUUCCUGCCCGCCACCCCCGCCCACUCCGCCGAGGGAAGCUCCCCCCGGGAGCAGUGGGCCGACGACGACCCAGCGCCGCACGUCACGCGCCUGCUGCAGCAGCACCGACCGCGCGCGGCCAUUGUGUACUGUCGCUCCAGGGAGCUGGUGGAGAGCGUGGCGCUCGCGCUCGCCAGGGCCGGCACGGCGGCGCGGCCCUACCACGCCGGCCUGGGCGCCGCCCAGCGUGCCGAGACGCAGGCCGCCUGGUCGGCGCGCCAGCUCCCCGUCAUCGUCGCCACCAUCGCCUUUGGCAUGGGCAUCGACAGACCAGAUGUGGACCUGGUGAUCCACGCCACCCUGCCCAAGUCCCUGGAGGGCUACUACCAGGAGAGCGGGCGCUCGGGGCGUGAUGGCUCCCCCGCCCGGGCCAUCCUGCUCUGCUCCCACCGGGACUGCGGGGCGCUGCGCUACCUCGCGGCCCUCGAGCUGCGGCGUGCGGCGCAGAAGGGAGGCGGGGCCGCGGGGAGGAGUGCGGUGGGCGGAGUGCGCGGCGCGGGCGCCGGCGAUGCCUCCGACGACGCCUCUCGAGACGCCUCCGGCCCCGUGGUCGACUACUGCCUGGUGGCCCGCUGCAGGCGCCGGGCGCUGCUCGCCCACUUUGGCGAGUGGCUGACCGUUGGAUCGGGGAAGGCCGGCGAGGCUUUGGGCCACGGGUGCUGCGACGUGUGCGACGCGCCCGCCGCGGUUGCCUUGGCUGCGCGGGCGGCGGCCCUGGGCCCCAGCACGACGCCGCGCCUCGCCCGCCCCGGGCACACCCAGGAAGGCAGGGCCCCCGACCUCCUGGACUUUGAGCGGGAGCGGCCGCACGAGGGCUUGGACUUUGAGGACGACCCGGACAGGCGGGAGGCGGCGUGCGAGCGGCGCCUCGCCUCGGCCAUGGGGGCCAACCCCGCGCUGGCGCCGCAUGCCCACGCCGCGGCGCGCCUGGCGGCCACGCUGUUCGUCCCCGGCGCGGCGCUGGCCACGGUCAAGGCGCGCGCCGCCAACUUCAUCCUGCGGGCCUCCCGGGCGGGGCGGGUGGAGGACGUCGUUGGUCUUCCCCAGGUCCUGGAUGCAGACGGUGCUGGUGAUGUGCUAUUGGGGCGACAGCCAGAAGCAGGAGACGGGAGCCAGACCGACUCUGCCAUCGCGACCGCCCUGGAGGGCAUCGCCAGAGGCGGCCAGGCCCUGAAGAUGGGCGGCGAGGUGGGCGACGCGCUCGCGCUGGAGGGGCUGCUCACUGGUCUGGUGCGCCGUCCCAUCUCCGCCGCCCAGCUGGCAGCCUCCGGAGCGGGCAAGGGCGCGCGGCGCCUGCAGUCCCACCCCUGCACGCGGGUGGCUCAGGCGGCUCGAGACCUGGUCGAGCGCUGGAAGGCUGGGCUGAUGAAGCAUGGCUAG
Messenger RNA from Auxenochlorella protothecoides, 2082 nucleotides. RefSeq names its product ATP-dependent DNA helicase Q-like 3. NCBI's taxonomy places the organism in Eukaryota, Viridiplantae, Chlorophyta, Trebouxiophyceae, Chlorellales, Chlorellaceae. Gene Ontology annotation, biological process: double-strand break repair via homologous recombination. The transcript has 6 exons. Gene Ontology annotation, cellular component: cytoplasm; chromosome. Gene Ontology annotation, molecular function: 3'-5' DNA helicase activity; four-way junction helicase activity; ATP binding. The record is from RefSeq and is a predicted model, not a curated record. Bases 1 to 2082 code for a protein of 693 amino acids.